Ambispora gerdemannii is the source of this 1332-nucleotide messenger RNA. Lineage: Eukaryota; Fungi; Glomeromycota; Glomeromycetes; Archaeosporales; Ambisporaceae. The record is from the annotation of a GenBank genome assembly.
AUGGGACAAACCUUAUCCGAGCCGAUAAAAGAGAAACAUAGUAGCUCUGAUAAGGAUGGUCGUCUUAUGUAUGCUGCUUCAGCGAUGCAAGGCUGGCGUAUAAGCAUGGAAGAUGCCCAUACUACAAUUCUUGAACUUGAUAACCACAAAGGUCACAGUUUUUUCGCUGUGUAUGAUGGUCACGGUGGUCAAAAUGUUGCAAAAUAUAGUGGCAAUCACCUUCACGACCGCAUUGUCGGAAAUGAAGAAUUCGCUAAAAAAAAUUAUCAUGAGGCAAUAAAAAAUGGGUUCCUUGGUACCGACGAUGAUUUGAGAAAAGAUCCUCAAUAUACAAAUGAUCCCUCAGGAUGUACAGCAGUCACAGCUCUUGUAACUCCUGAUAAUCGAAUUAUUGUGGGUAAUGCCGGUGAUUCGCGUGCUGUUAUAAGUAUUGGUGGAGUGGCAGAUCCUAUGUCAGAAGAUCAUAAACCAGUUAAUAAAGAGGAAACGGCUCGAAUUCUAAAAGCUGGCGGAUUUGUGGAGUUCGGUCGUGUCAAUGGUAAUCUGGCUUUAUCUCGUGCAAUUGGUGAUUUUGAAUUCAAGCAAAAUGAGAAUUUAUCUCCUGAAGAACAAAUUGUCACAGCUAUGCCUGAAACUAAAGAAAGACAUUUGGAUCAAGAUACAGAAUUUCUAGUAAUUGCAUGUGAUGGUAUCUGGGAUUGUCUUACAUCUCAGGAUGUUGUCGGAUUCAUCCGUCGGGAAAUUUCGCUCGGCCAUGACUUGAAAGUCGCUUGUGAAAAUCUCAUGGAGCGAUGUCUCGCACGUGAUAGUGAACUUGGUGGCAUCGGAUGUGAUAACAUGACAGUGAUUAUCGUUGCUUUUCUGAACGGCAAAACCGAGAAGGAAUGGUACGAUUGGAUAAAACAGCAAGUACAGCAAGGAGUUGGACCUGCUCUCGAAGAAGAAAAAGCAACUAAUGCUGUUUCCGAAUCUCUUGACCUGAGUAUGGAGAUGGACGAAGAAGAUCUAGAGCUUUCGCAUGAUACUACGGACGAUUUAUCAAUUGGGUUAGACGAUAAUGACGCACCACAACAAAAUGCAUCCAAUACUGAUAUUCCUGGUACUCAGUCGAGACGACAUAAUAGAACUAGUUCCGGUAGUAAUAGUCACUCAUCAAGCCGGAGUAGCAGCAACGAUUCUAGUUUAAGCGCAGAUUUUAAAACCAAUGUUAAAGAUGUUGAUAAAAAGAUAACUUCACAACAAAAAAAUAACAAUACAUCAACAUCGCCGACAUCGUCGUCGCCACUAUCGGUGAAAGUUGCUACUAAUAAUUCAGACAACAACGGGGAAUAA